AUGGCAAAGUCUACCUCGGGAAGUUUCGAUCUGAAGGAACCUCCGCCUUGGCAAAGCUGUCAAUACUGCCUUUCUCCCGUAUCGACCCGGACUGAUCCAUCGCUGCCGCAACAUCAUUAUCCGCAGCAGCAGCAACAGUGGCCACUGCACGACUCACAGCCUCCCCAACAGCAGCAGCAGCAGCAACUGUUUUUGUUCAAAAAUACCGAAGAGUUUGUAAGGCACCUUCGCCAGCAACACUGCACCGUGGAAGGUGGCUCGUACGUGUGUCGCUAUGGUUACAAUGGUGUGUGCUCGUCGUUACCGUUGGACGGUGUUAGCGAUCGUGAUUACGACAUGCACGUAACCCGGUGCCACGUAAACGCCCAGCAGAAGGAACCGCACGUCAAGUGGUCGGUGUUUUCGGCCGCCCAAAACCUGCCAGCCGUGCUGAACGAUCCGAGCCGGGGUAAGCAGACCAAUUUCUUCACGAAGAAAUGGGGCGACGCAUUUGUCGAAGGUACGUCAAUCGGACCAUCGCCACGGCUCGCCGACAUCCGGUGGGACCAGUUCGAUGCGUACCUGAAGCGCAUCGGCAAACGCUACCGGGUGCAUACGCGAAUCGCUAAUGUGCCGACAGCGAACGCUACUAGUCAGCAAGCGCUUGUAAGCGAUCGACUUCCGAACGGUGCCACCGCCAGCCUGAAGGACAUCCCGGAGGUGUUCCUCAAGCAGAACCUCGAGCUGCACCGGCCUGCAACGUUUGGGGCGGCAUUCGCCGGCAUCGGCACGGAGGGCGGCGAACAGACGAGACAAUCGAGCCGGCAGCUACAGGAGCGGCUUAGCCACUAUCUGGACAUCGUGGAGGUGCUGAUUGCGAAACAAGUCGCGGACAAAUCGUCCGCAUUUUUCCACGCCAUGACGUCGCAGGAUGCGAUCAUGGAGCAGAUGACGGACGCGCUAGCGAAUGUGAAGCGUUUGCGUGGCAAGAUCCAGCAGAUCGACGAUAUGAUCGUGAAGGAAUCGCUCCAGGUGAUCCGGGCGGAACGGAUACGGGUCAACAACAAUCUGGUGCUGGAAAAGCUCAAGCUGAUGUCGACGGUACACCAAACCCAGCCGAUGAUACAGCUGCUGCUCAGCACGCAGGACUACGUGGCGGCACUGGAUCUGAUCAGCACGACGCAGGAAAUUCUUGGCCAGGAACUGACCGGUGUGCACUGCUUUCGUCAUCUGCCGUCGCAGCUGUGCGAGAUGGAGCUGCUUAUCGAUAAGAUGCUAAAGACGGACUUCGAGCGAUACUCGACCGCUGAUCUUAACCGGCCGUUUCCGGCCGACACUGGCGAGGAGCGUGUGCUAGAAGAGGACAAGCUGAUAUGCAUCAUUUCCGGGUUGUUGCGCAAGCGAAGCCUUGACUUUAUUGAUACGUACCGUGACGAAGCAAUCACCACGGUACGGGCGAUUGUGAAGCAGCUCGUGAUCGAGGUGAUCGCUUCGGGCGAUGCCGAAGUCUGUUUGACUGGGGCCGGUGAAGAGGCGCAAAGUUUGUCAUUGUCGGAAUGGAUUCUACUGCUGGAAGGUGCAACCGGGACGCUGUUGAAGCUGUUGCGGCGCAUACGGGCCGUGCAUGAUGUAAUGCAGCAGACGGCCGAUGCAAGUGCCGGCCGGCUUACGGAUGAUGUGAGCUUUAUCGACACGGAAGCGUUCCUUUCGGCGGGUGAUUAUAGUGUCGUGCAGGAUAAGCUGGCGAAUCUGCUGCAGAGCGUAUGCAAUUACUGCCACGAGCGUUGUGCAAAUCUCGUGUCGAACCAAAGUCUCGAGAAAAGUUCCGUCAGUGCGGAACAGAUUGCACAGUUGGCGCAGAUUGUGGAGCGGUUUACCGACGGAUGUCAGGUGGCGUGCGGUGUGCAGAGUGUCCCGUUAAAGUUGGCCCUCUGUGCGCAGGGUAAUCGAUUCGCGCAAAAGUUCCACACCGAGCGGAAGUCGAAGCUUGCCUUGUUGCUGGACAGCGAGCGCUGGAAGCAGGCCGAAGUGCCAGCCGAGUUUCAGACGAUGGUCGAUUGCAUUGCACGGGGUGAGUUUCACUGGAGCAAACCGCAAGCACUGAAUGGACCGCAGCAGACGAAUGGUGUGACGCAAUCACCACCACAAUCCGUGCUGAAGGUGGAAGGAGAACCGUUUGCACUGGUAGGAGCCGCCUUGCUGUUGGUGCAGAUCGUUAGCGAAUAUUGCCGGUGUGCGUCCCAGUUGCCGGUAAUCGCGCCGCAGCUUGGCCGGAAUGUGGUUGAUCUAUUGCGAAUGUUCAAUUCCCGCUGCUGCCAGCUAGUACUGGGAGCAGGAGCACUUCAUGUAGCUGGCCUUAAAACCAUCACUAGCAGCAACCUGGCACUGGUGUCCCGGGCGCUCGAACUAGUCCUGUGGCUAUUGCCACACGUGAAACGUCACUUCCGCUCACUGGACGGCUCCGGUGCGUCAUCGCUUGCAUCAGUCAACAACAACAACAACACCAUUACUACCUCCGGGACGACCGUACCACUAACGAAUGGAGGAUCACACCCGAUCAGUACCAACGGCAGCACUUCCUCCUCUGCUGGGUACGAUUCGGUGCAGAAAGAUUUCGUCAGCCACAUCAAGGAGAUCGAGAACAAGGUACUGUCGAUCGUGUGCGACGUGGUGACGGGUCAGCUCAACAAUUGGGACGCACGGCCACCGGUUCCUUCGCAACCGUUCCGCAACAUUAGCCGCCAGUUUGUGAAGCUGCACGAAGCGAUCGCGCCGAUCCUGCCAGAAAAGCAGGUGCACACGAUUUACCGGACGGUGCAGCGGAACUUUAAGGAUAAGCUGCGGGAACAGCUGCUGAAGAACAACAUCACCAACAAUGGUGGCCCGCAGCACGGGGUCGUCGUGUCGGAGCUUACGUUCUACAUGGAAACGCUCCGGACGCUCCGCGCGAUGCCGGUAGACGAACUGCACGACGAUACGAUGGAUGAUAUUUGGCUAAAGUAG
Messenger RNA from Anopheles marshallii, 2982 nucleotides. RefSeq names its product vacuolar protein sorting-associated protein 54 (gene scat). The record is from RefSeq and is a predicted model, not a curated record. The coding region runs from base 1 to 2982 and encodes 993 amino acids. Gene Ontology annotation, biological process: retrograde transport, endosome to Golgi; Golgi to vacuole transport. Lineage: Eukaryota; Metazoa; Arthropoda; Insecta; Diptera; Culicidae. The transcript is spliced from 2 exons. Gene Ontology annotation, cellular component: GARP complex. Gene Ontology annotation, molecular function: syntaxin binding.